AUAACCGCGUUUACGAAUUUUUUUCCAAAUUCUCACUUUUUUUUGACGUAACCACCUGAUUUCCACUCUCUUUCCUCCACCCACUGCUAUAUAAAUUCCUUUCAAUUUCGUCUUCCUUCCAUCUCCUGUUUUUUACUCAUAUAUGAACCCUAAUUCUAAUUGGUAUCAUUAAAAAUUAACCCAUUUUUUUUUUCAAUUUUCCUUUCCUUCUAAUUUUCCCGAGAAAAUUAAAAAUCCGUAUAUAAAUUUUUGAUCAAUCCAAUUAGAAUGGGGUUUAAAGGAUUUGCUGAAGGAGGAAUUGCUUCCAUUAUUGCUGGCUGUUCGACUCAUCCUCUUGAUCUGCUUAAGGUACGAAUGCAACUUCAAGGAGAAUCUCACGCGCCGGCGAAUCCUGCCCCCACGCUCCGUCCUGCUCUUGCUUUCCACCCUACCGCCUCCGCCUCUACGGCUGUUCAUCUGCAACCUCCGCCUCGCGUGGGGCUUAUUUCUGUCGGUGCUCGUAUAGUCCAGGAGGAAGGUGUCGCCGCGCUUUUCUCAGGCGUCUCCGCCACCGUCCUCCGCCAGACGCUUUACUCCACCACGCGUAUGGGUCUCUACGAUAUUUUGAAGCAGAAAUGGACAGAUCCGAACACGAACACCAUGCCUUUAUCGAGCAAGAUUGUCGCCGGAUUAAUCGCCGGUGGAAUCGGGGCUGCCGUUGGAAACCCUGCUGACGUGGCGAUGGUACGUAUGCAAGCUGACGGUCGUCUCCCAGUUGACCAACGCCGUAACUAUUCCAGCGUUAUUGACGCGAUCAAACGCAUGACGAAACAAGAAGGCGUCACUAGCCUGUGGCGCGGCUCAUCGCUAACGGUGAACCGCGCCAUGCUGGUCACAGCAUCACAGCUGGCAUCGUACGAUCAGUUCAAAGAAACGAUUCUAGAAAAAAAAUGGAUGCGCGACGGACUCGGGACGCACGUGACGGCGAGUUUCGCGGCGGGGUUUGUGGCGUCGGUGGCAUCGAAUCCUGUCGAUGUGAUUAAAACGAGGGUGAUGAAUAUGAAGGUGGAGCCAGGGGCGCCGCCGCCGUAUUCUGGCGCGGUGGAUUGUGCUUUAAAGACGGUGAGAGCUGAAGGGCCGAUGGCUCUGUAUAAAGGAUUUAUUCCGACGAUUUCACGACAAGGGCCGUUUACAGUUGUGUUGUUUGUGACGUUGGAACAAGUCAGGAAAUUGCUUAAGGAUUUCUGAUGAAAUUAUUACUAUGAUGAUGAUGACGAAAACUUAGAAAUUCUAUUACAUUUGUCUUAAGAUUGUCGGAAUUGUUUUCUGUUUUUUUUUGUUCUGUGAAUGGCAGUUUUGAAAAAUAUAAGAGUUCGUGAUUCAGUUCUUAUAA
Molecule: messenger RNA, 1372 nt
Organism: Mercurialis annua (annual mercury)
Lineage: Eukaryota; Viridiplantae; Streptophyta; Magnoliopsida; Malpighiales; Euphorbiaceae
Product: mitochondrial uncoupling protein 5
Exons: 1
Coding region: 268-1227 (319 amino acids)
Biological process (GO): thiosulfate transport; mitochondrial transport; phosphate ion transmembrane transport
Cellular component (GO): mitochondrial membrane
Molecular function (GO): malate transmembrane transporter activity; thiosulfate transmembrane transporter activity; sulfate transmembrane transporter activity
Source: RefSeq, a predicted model, not a curated record